UUUGCAAAUAUUUAGAUCAUAUAAGAUUGUUUUUUGAAAAGAAAAAUAGAUUAGAUAGUUUUAUUUAUAAAAAGUGAUAUACAAUGGGUAAUUUUUUUGUAAUAUUUUCGUAAUUUUCAUAUAGAGAGGAAGGUCAAACCUUAUAACACUACUCGCCCUCCACGAGCCCAUAUACUGAAGUGAAUUUCACUCGAGCGAAAAAGGGCGAAGACAGAAAAGGGUUUAGGGUUUUCGUCCAGAAAAACAGGUUUUUCGAUUUCGAAUUUUUUCGAGAACGAAGAAUGAGUAGAAGCUUAGGAAUACCGGUGAAGUUGAUGCACGAAGCCACAGGUCAUGUGGUAACUGUUGAGCUCAAAAGUGGGGAACUCUAUCGAGGUACCAUGAUUGAAUGCGAAGAUAACUGGAAUUGUCAACUUGAUAACAUCACUUACACCGCUAAGGAUGGAAAGGUCUCCCAACUUGAGCAUGUAUUCAUUCGAGGAAGUAGAGUCAGGUUUAUUAUCAUACCAGAUAUGCUCAAGAAUGCACCAAUGUUUAAACGCCUAGACGCAAGAAUCAAGGGAAAGAGUGCAUCGCUUGGGGUUGGCCGUGGUCGCGCCGUAGCAAUGCGGGCAAAGGCACAGACUGCUGGACGUGGUACUCCUGGAAGGGGAGUUGUGCCACCAGUGCGGAGGUAGAAUUUGCUCAAUAGCAGAUGCGACUGGUCUGCGUUUAGAGUUUUCCUGCAUUGUGGCGAUUAUAUAUGAAGAUAUCGAUGUUGGGGCUGAGAUUACAACUCCACCUGAUAAGAAAAUGAUCACAUUCUGGGAUGGCAAUAUGCCAAUAUCUAUAGCUUAUCUGUUCCCAAUGUUCAAAGAUGAUGUCAUGGUUUUUUUUUUUUGUCAUGAACUCAUGACUGUUCAUAGCUGAAGGUUUUCCACACUUUUUAAUUAAAAGGAAAAUUCUUAUUCUGUCCCA
Messenger RNA from Amaranthus tricolor (Joseph's coat), 957 nucleotides. Its product is annotated as small nuclear ribonucleoprotein SmD3b-like. Gene Ontology annotation, cellular component: U5 snRNP; U4 snRNP; precatalytic spliceosome. Gene Ontology annotation, biological process: spliceosomal snRNP assembly; RNA processing. Gene Ontology annotation, molecular function: RNA binding. The transcript has 5 exons. The record is from RefSeq and is a predicted model, not a curated record. The coding region runs from base 282 to 677 and encodes 131 amino acids. NCBI's taxonomy places the organism in Eukaryota, Viridiplantae, Streptophyta, Magnoliopsida, Caryophyllales, Amaranthaceae.